Oppiella nova is the source of this 1494-nucleotide messenger RNA. The record is from the annotation of a GenBank genome assembly. NCBI's taxonomy places the organism in Eukaryota, Metazoa, Arthropoda, Arachnida, Sarcoptiformes, Oppiidae.
GUUUUCAUUGAUAACACGAUUGAAGCCAUAAGUGAGCCAUAGUUUGCAAAUCAAUUCAAUUGAAAGUCAUAUAAAAUGAACGAUAAUUGCAAUGAAAGCGAAAUAAUUGAUGAAAAUUAUGUCAAUUUAAUGAAUCAAGUGAUCAAUUAUUCACUCAAUUUGCACAACAAAGACACGAACUCUUCGUUCCCACGACUGGUCGACUCGAGCGGUGAUCCACUGGUUCUUCAGCCCUCACUCUUCCCUAUGGUUUGGCCGACCGUUUACUUUGCUCUCGAAGACGAGUCCAUCUCUUUGGUGCCAAACAAACUCAAACCUUAUCUCAAAUGGAAGUUGUCUUCAAUCACAGCCAAUACCAUGAGGACAGUGGUCACCAAAUCUGGAUUUCGUCUCUUAAGAGACAAGAAUCAAAAGGUUUACAAGAAUUGGAGCGCUAUUUGGUGUAAACACAUGAAGAGUGUGGACUUCAAGACAAUCAAAGACUACCAGAAAGUGAAUCACUUUCCCGGAAGCUUUCAUUUUGGCCGCAAAGACAAGUUAUGGCAGAACUUGCGGUCAAUGGCAGUGAAACACGGCUUCGAGGUGUUCGCCCACUUCCAUCCGCCCACUUUUGUAUUACCGCACGACUGGACUCAACUCAAGAAGUAUUGGAUCAACUCUGCCGAAGAACUGGUGUUUAUUCUGAAGCCUCCGGCCUCUGCGAGAGGUGAGGGCAUUAAAAUCAUUAAGAAAUUUAGUGAAAUACCAAAGCCUUCUGCGAGAGCCAAACACAAACACAACGCAAAGUCACAAUACGUGGUCCAGAAGUAUAUCACAAAUCCGUGUCUUCUCUACAAUGAGACAAAGUUUGAUCUAAGAGUGUAUGUGUUGAUCACGUCAAUAGUUCCGCUGCGAGUGUAUGUCUACGACGACGGACUCGUGAGGUUUGCUUCGCAUAAAUACUCGAAUGACAUCCAAAACAAUAGCGACAAUCAAUUCAUGCAUUUAACUAAUUAUAGUGUGAAUAAAAAUAACUUAAAUUAUGUGCUCAACCACGACAUCAACGGCCAAACGGGCAACAAAUGGACUCUCAAGACGUUGUGGCGAUACUUAAACCACUCGUGCAAAGGCGUUGAUGUCGACGCCAUUAUUAACUCAAUAGAGGAUAUGAUAAUUAAGACAGUAAUCAGUUGCGAGCCUUUUGUGGCCAAAUUAGUUAAGGAGAACGUGAAGAGUCGGUACUCUUGUUUCGAGCUCUUGGGCUUCGAUAUAAUGCUCGACAACACAUACAAGCCGUGGCUCAUCGAAGUCAAUAUAUCUCCCAGUCUUCGCUCGGACUCAUCGCUCGAUAGUGCCGUCAAAAGUCAGUUAAUCAAAGAUAUGUUUAAUCUAAUCGGACAUCAAAUUCCUCCCAAUUUUAAACGUUUGGAAACUUUUGCUGAAUUUAUUUGUUUUAAUCGUCACUAUUAUUCGGCACUUCUUAGUGACGAGGAGACCAUUAAAGUAAAUCUCUAA